UAUAAGGAAAAUAAGGAAGUAAGAUAAAGAACAGUGUUAAGUUCCAUAACCAUGUUGAAGUUGCUUUUAUGCACAGCUCGUCGUCUUUACCUAUUCAGGUAGCUUUUGUUUUCUUUGUAUUAAUGUUCUGCCCUGGUAGUUUGGAAAUUUCUCUUCAAACCAGUCCAGAACUGAAAACGAAUGGGGAUUGUGUUGCUUUUCCUGUUCUUUCUAUUUCUGCAAAGAAAUAACAAUGUACAAGGAAAUUGUUCUCCAGGGAGUGCAGUGACUUGUGAAGAUUGUUUGUUUUCUGGACAACAGUGUGCUUGGUGUUCUCAAGAGAAUUAUACUGACUCAUCUGGAAUUCAUGGAAGGUGUGAUACUCCAGCAAAUCUUUUGUCAAAAGGAUGUCAGUCGAACUUUAUUGAAUUUCCCAUUUCUAAAGUAGAAAUUCACAAAAAUAAGCCCCUUAGCAUAGGAAUCCAGAAGAAUAACUCUGAUGUCACACAGAUUUCCCCUCAAAAGUUAACUUUUAGACUGCGACCAGGAAAUGAAGAAACAAUAGAGAUCAAAGUUCGCCAGACUGAAGAUUAUCCGGUUGAUCUCUAUUACCUCAUGGACCUUUCUGCUUCCAUGGAUGAUGAUCUGAAUACAAUAAAGGAAUUAGGCUCAACUCUUUCCAAAGAAAUGUCAAAACUAACCAGCAACUUUAGACUGGGGUUUGGGUCUUUUGUUGAAAAACCAGUUUCACCAUUCAUCAAAACCACAGCUGAAGAAAUAAACAACCCUUGCAGCAGUGUUCCACGUAAUUGCUUACCCACCUUUGGAUACAAACAUGUUUUGCCAUUAACAAAUGAUGCUGAAAGAUUCAAUGAAAUUGUGAAAGAACAGAAAAUCUCAGCUAAUAUAGACACUCCAGAGGGAGGAUUUGAUGCAAUUAUGCAGGCAGCUGUUUGCAAGGAAAAGAUUGGGUGGAGAAAUGACUCUCUACAUCUGCUGGUGUUUGUGAGUGAUGCUGAUUCCCAUUUUGGGAUGGACAGUAAACUGGCAGGGAUUGUUAUUCCAAACGAUGGACAUUGUCACUUGGACCACAAUAAUGAAUAUUCCAUGUCAACAGUUUUGGAGUAUCCAACAAUUGGACAACUAACAGACAAGCUUGUGCAAAAUAACGUUUUAUUAAUUUUUGCUGUAACAAAGGAACAAGUUUACUUAUAUGAGAAUUAUGCCAAACUUAUUCCUGGAGCUACUGUUGGACAACUUCAGAAAGAUUCUGGAAAUAUUCUCCAAUUGAUCAUUGAUGCAUAUAAGGAGCUGCGAUCUGAAGUGGAGCUGGAGGUGUUAGGAGACACAGAAGGACUCAAUCUCUCUUUCACGGCAAUCUGUAACAAUGGUACUAUUUUUCCACGCCAGAGGAAAUGUUCCCAUAUAAAAGUGGGAGACACAGUCUCUUUCAACAUGACAGUAAGCCUACCUUCCUGUGAGAAAAGGCGGAGGCAGAUUGUAAUAAAGCCUGUCGGCCUGAGUGAUGCCCUGGAAAUUGAUAUUCAGCUAGAAUGCAGCUGUAACUGUCAGAAAGAGGCUGAGAUGAACAGUUCCAAAUGCAGCAAAGGAAAGGGCUCUUUUGAGUGUGGAGUGUGUGCCUGCAACCCUGGCUACAUGGGUCCUUAUUGUGAAUGUAAUGAAAACUCCCUGAGCACAAAUUCCUGUAAAAGGUCUCCAGGGCAGAGCUCCUGCAGCGGGAGAGGUGACUGUUACUGCGGGCAGUGUAUUUGCCAUUUCUCUGUGUACGGAAAUAUUUAUGGGCCAUACUGCGAAUGUGACAAUUUCUCUUGUGUGAGAUUUAAAGGAGUGCAAUGUGGAGGUAAUGGUGACUGUGACUGUGGUGAAUGUGUAUGCCACAGGGGAUGGACUGGUGAAUAUUGUAACUGCACAACUGACAUUAACUCCUGUGUUUCUGAGGAUGGAAUACUGUGUAGUGGAAGAGGUGAAUGCAUUUGUGGAACAUGUGUUUGCACAAAUCCCGGGGCCUCGGGUAGCACAUGUGAAAGAUGCCCUACGUGUGGUGAUCCUUGUAGUUCCAAACGGAGCUGCAUAGAGUGUCAUUUGGCUUCUGAUGUCCAGUCACAGGCAGAAUGCAGUGAAAAAUGUAGAUUAGUUGAUGCAACUGUCAACAGUGCAGAAGAUUUCUCAAAGGAUAAAUCUAUUCCCUGCUCGUUACAAGGGGAAAAUGAAUGUGUUACUACAUUUCUAAUGGCUACAGAUGAACAGGGAAGGACAAUCAUUCAUAGCAUAAAGCAGAAAGAUUGCCCACAGCCUCCAAACAUUCCAAUGAUAAUGCUGGGUGUUUCUCUUGCUAUCCUUCUGAUGGGCACUGUUCUACUUUGUAUAUGGAAAUUGCUAGUUUCUUUUCAAGACCGAAAAGAGGUUGCCAAGUUUGAAGCAGAAAGAUCAAAGGCCAAAUGGCAAACGGGAACAAAUCCCCUGUACAGAGGCUCAACAACUACAUUUAAAAAUGUAACUUACAAGCACCAAGAAAAGCAAAAAGUGGACAUUACUGCAGAUUUCUAUUAGCACUUCAGACACUGGAAAAUUAGUUUUAAUGACGAGAAAUAUAAAAGCACUAUUUUGUUUUUAUUUCUUUAUAACUGAUUACAUGGAUGUUUGUUAGCACAUCUUAGUGAUAUAAUUCAGCUAGAGCAAAUAUAUUUUGUGUGUAUUGAAGGUAUUGUAGAUUACUGCUGUAUGACUAAAAAUUAAGAGAAACGUUACAAAGAAACACAUUUAACAUUCAGACCCACAAAUUAGUCUUAAAGAAAAAAGCACUGACGAUAUCUGUGGAAUUUGCUCCACAAAUAGAAUAAAAAUUCAUCAUCAGUAAGCACAUUUUGGUAAGUCUAACUUGUAUUUGCUAUUUAUGGUGAAUUUUACUUCACGUUGUUCACACUACAAUGCCCAACACAUGGUGCAUACCCAAACACAAUCAGUCUACGCUGUUGGCUUACAUAAAAUAAAAAAUUUAAUGCCAGCAGGGCUAGGGGGUCCUGAUGCCAAACUAUGGGCCUGGAUCAGGACCCCCUAGUGAUUUCAUCAGAAACAACUGAAUUUAUAGCCUAGCUUACAUGGAUCCAAAACUCACACAAAUAUCUCCUCAACCUCUUUGCCUUUCCCUCUUUCUUUGCCUGUCUCCUUCCCUGCCCCUGAAUCUUCUCCCUUUGAUGUUCUACCUUUUUCUUUAAGGACCCAUCCUAAGGCAAUGCCAAAAGUGAAUCCUGUUUAAACACAGCCAGAUCUCUUCCUCCUCUUUCCUCUGAGUUCUACUGGAGAGGUUCUAGUACAAAAUAGAAAUGCAUGUCAUCGUUCAGAAAACUCAAUAGAGCAGCUUUAAACCUGAAGAUGACCCUGAGGGUUUUGAAAAAUUUACCUCCUGUGCAGAGAUCCCACACAAGGCCUAUACACCACUUAAUCCUAAUUAGACUUGCAAGAUAUGCCUAGGAGCUGCACAGGCUAUUGUGUAAGCCCUUUGAAUAGAAGAGAAUUUCAUACAUAAGGCAUGGAUGUAAUUAUCAGACCUAUAGUUUUGUGGAUAUCACACAAACAAAUGAUGAGAUUUUUCCAUAGCAGCAGCAUAUUUUAAUCUGCCAGUCCAUUUAUUCUAGUACAAGAGAAUAUAUUUGACCCUUUUUCGCAGUUUUUCAAAAUAAGCAGUUAUUAAUUACUAAUUCCCCUUGCUAUUCAUGGCAGUGACUUUAAUAAGAACCUUAAAAACUGAGUUUUUAACUAGAGUUGCUAACUACUUGCCAUAGACCCUUUGUCAAAAAUGCAUGCAUAGUACUGAAAAAACAGCUGAUGUGAUAACAUGCAAAUAACAGUAUCAAGAUUUUUUUUAGAGAGAAAAAAUACUGUAUUGACCUAUUUCAGAGUAACAGCCGUGUUAGUCUGUAUUCGCAAAAAGAAAAGGAGUACUUGUGGCCCUUAGAGACUAACCAAUUUAUUUGAGCAUAAGCUUUUGUAGCUCACGAAAGCUUAUGCUCAAAUAAAUUGGUUAGUCUCUAAGGUGCCACAAGUACUCCUUUUCUUUUUGUAUUGACCUAAAUAUUAGUUUCUUCUUAAAUGUUUUAACCUUCUGGUCCAUGAUAAAGAGAUUCAGAGUGCAGACUAUUUUUAUAACAGAUACAUAUGCCAUCUGAAAAUAUUUUUUAAGAAACAACAUGUUAACCUAUUGACAGACUAAUAAAAACUAUAUUUUUCUCUGCAUUAAACCAAAAUUUUGAUCUAAAAAUCCUUGAAGGUGGCCAUUUUGAAAUAAAUCAUUAUUCCAACAGCCUGUUUAACUUCAAGCUUUUAUGUCCAUACACUGCAAAUACAGGAUGUGCUGUGAAUUGAUUUAUUAUGUAGAUCUGACUCAAACCUGUUUUUCUGGGUCUGAUCCAAAAUCUACUGAAGUCAAUUGGUAAGGCUGGAUGAGCCCUUAAUGUCUGGAGAUACAUAAAAACAGAUGGCCAUUGUUCUGCGGUCAUCACCUCUCUCUAUUUGAAUUGCAGAAUAUCUUUUAAGCAGCUUGAAAUCAGUUCAAGUUGUUCUACCUCAGUAACCAGACUUCAGAAUGAUGUAUAUAUUGCUCUGAAAUUUACAGCACAAGUAUUUGAUUUUAUUUGUUAAAAUCUCAGCUCUUUCCCCAAAAUAGUGAAAAUAGAACCUUGGGUAUUAGUUAAUGGAACAUUUUUUUGUUCAGAUAGAAGCUGAUUAACACUAUUCAUUAGUGGAUUGGGACCUAUGAUAUAUAUUUGUGUUCGAAGAAACUUUAAAACAUCUUUAGAAAUAAAGUGAGACAAUAUAACAGCAUGUGAAAUAAUUGCAGUGUGAAAGGCUUACUGUAAAUCUAAUCACUAGAACUGGAAUAAGUUAAUUAGGCAUCUGUACUUUUCACUAUUCUUUCACAACUCAUAGUGGAAGCUAUGCAUAUGCAGAGGGGCCAGAUCUGCAGUCCUUCCAUUCCCUUAACUCAUACUGAAGUCAGUGAAAGUUACAAAUAGCAUGAAAUCCUGCUUCCUUAACCACAUGAAUAGUCUCACUGAGCAAAAUCAUGGUUCCAUUGAAGUCAAUGGGGCCAGGCUUUUACCCACUGACUUCAGUAGGAUUAUUGCACAAGUAAGGAUAGUGGAAUUUGGACCAUGGAAAGAAUGUAAAGGUAAAAUAGCUAUUACUUCUGUGUUUGGUUUUAAAGUAAAAGUAUCAAAUGGGAAUCAUUUUUAAGAGAUUAAAAAGCAUCUUCCAUUUGGUAUCUCAGUCUAAAGUAACCAAAUGCCUAUUGUUUUAUUAAACACCUUUUAAGUUGUAUUUCCGAAUGGCUGACUCAAUGGAUCAGUAAUAGCAAGCAGAGCCUUUCAUCGUUAGGUCACCAGUUUAUAUAUAGAACAGCUCUGUAGUGUUUGAAUGUUGUUUCUCUCUGAACACUGUUCAGUAUUUCCUAAUGCAAAGAAUUCAUUCAUCCCCUGGCAGGGAGCCCUGUCAAGCCUGAAGCACAUUGGCAACUCAGUGUGGUGAAGUGGACUGCUUGUGCUGUACCAGUUCUGGGCAUAGAGGUCUUCGGGGCUCUCAGUUGGGCACUUUUUGCCAGAAUGAAAAUCAAUCAACUACUUUUUAUAGUAAGAAUUCAUCAGAACAGAGAAAAUAGCCAGACUUAUGGCUUAUUUACUGUUAUAAUUAAUCAUGUUUAUUACAGUAGUCUACAGAUCAAUCAAGAAGAGGCCCUAUUAUGUAAGUCACUAUACGAGAGUCCCUACCUUGAAGAGCUUAUAUAGGAGACCUCUCAAAUACAGAUCACGCUGAAAGCUAUUUUUAAUUACAAUAUGUGCUGCAAGCUUCCCAGAGGUCAUACAGCAUAUUAUAAGAUGUUGAUCAGAGACCAGUGGCAUUUUCUCCAACUCCAGGAGUGGGGUUUAUCCUUUUAGUUGGAUGACAGAUACUUUUAACAAACUUUUACAACCCUUUUUUUUCCUUUUUCAAACUCUGAGUGUCCGUGUGGUGUGGGAGUGGGGGGCGGAGAGGAUGGAAAAGUCCUUUUUUUUUGCUGUUGUCAUGGAUGAUGUUUUGACCUAAGGCUGGACCUGGGCAAAACAUUGUUAAUAGAUGUACUUCUGUUCACUGAAGAGUUAAACUAAGUAAAUAAAAGAAUGUUGAGAACAUUUUUUUUUGUAUUUGUGUAUCUGACAUACAUUAAAAAUGUAAUUUAAGUCAUUUGUCUUGCAUGGAUAAUUGUCAUUUUGAUUUACAAAAAUGUAUAUAUGUACUCACAAAAAGAAAAGGAGUACUUG
Caretta caretta (loggerhead turtle) is the source of this 6293-nucleotide messenger RNA. RefSeq names its product integrin subunit beta 6 (gene ITGB6). Gene Ontology annotation, biological process: cell-cell adhesion; cell adhesion mediated by integrin; integrin-mediated signaling pathway. Lineage: Eukaryota; Metazoa; Chordata; Testudines; Cheloniidae. The record is from RefSeq and is a predicted model, not a curated record. Gene Ontology annotation, cellular component: integrin alphav-beta6 complex; focal adhesion; cell surface. Gene Ontology annotation, molecular function: integrin binding.